AUGGCAGAUGCCAGUGCGGAAGGCGCCACAGCCCCUAAGCCGGGGAAAACCUCGCGAGCAGUCCGGCCCAUUACGGGCGUGUCCUGGUCCCGAGACUGGGUGAAGAAGUUAGAUAACAACCAGGCGGGCUUGGCAGGUGCACUCAGACUUAAGAAUACGGACGAGCUGUGGGCCCUGUUUGAUGACAAAGAUAUUGCGGCGCUGGUGGAGAGGUAUAUCAGCGACCGUUUUGCUCAUUUGAACCCCCAGGCUGGUCAUAUGCAUGAGCAGGCUCGACAGAUUGUACUGCCUGUUAUCUUACCAGGGGUUCCAAAUGCCCCUGGAAUACCUCAUCGACGUCCAGUCAUGGCCAAAUCUUGCAAGAUGGACCUGGAGUAUAAAUGCCCAUGGAAUACUCGCCAUCUCGCAUGGACCCUUUCUGGAUUGACUCCUCGAGAUUUUUCCUCGGUCACUUUACAGCAAAGAAUCCGCAAGCUUUGA
This is a messenger RNA of Aspergillus terreus NIH2624, 480 nucleotides long. RefSeq lists its product as uncharacterized. The transcript has a single exon. Bases 1 to 480 code for a protein of 159 amino acids. Lineage: Eukaryota; Fungi; Ascomycota; Eurotiomycetes; Eurotiales; Aspergillaceae. The record is from RefSeq and is a predicted model, not a curated record.